AUGGAAUUAGAUUUAGACUAUGAAAUCCCAUAUAAAGACGGGAUUGAAUUUUCUGCGCUCGCCCUGCAAGAUGAGGACUUUGCGAAAUUCCUCAAACGGAACGGACAACUUGACUUCAGUAACCAAAAUGCUGUAAUGCAACUCACCAAGUCUCUCCUAAAACGAGACUUUGGACUUCAUCUCUCCCUUCCUCAAGAUCGGCUGUGCCCUCCUGUUCCUAACAGAGUAAGCUAUAUCGUUUGGAUCCAAGGCCUCCUUGACUCCAGCAAUGACUCUUGCAGAGGUACCAAUAUCUCCAGCAGACAUAUAAUAGGACUUGAUGUUGGCACUGGUGCGAGCUGUAUCUAUCCCCUGCUAGGCUCUACAAUGCGAUCUAAUUGGCAAUUUAUUGCGACAGAAGUAGAUGAAAAGAGCCUUGAAUUUGCAAGAGCCAAUAUUGAGCUAAACAACCUGGAAAGUCGUAUCAGACUUGUGAAAACGGAUUUAAAAGACCCAUUGCUUCCUCUUGAUUAUCUGGCCUGUGCGAGGAUCGACUUUACCAUGUGCAAUCCUCCAUUCUUUGAGUCAACUGAGGACAUGUUGAGUUCUGCCAAGGCCAAGAAAAAACCUCCCUUUACCGCAUGCACUGGCUCGAAAAGUGAAAUGGUGACAGCUGGAGGUGAGGUGGCAUUUGUCAUGCGAAUGAUUGAUGAAAGUCUGAUGCUCAAGAGUCGUGUGCGGUGGUUCACAAGUAUGCUAGGCAAAAGAUCAAGUCUAGCUGUCAUUCAAUCAAAGCUUGGGGAGGUUGGAAUUGAAAACUUUGCCAUUACUGAAUUUAUCCAGGGCAGCAAAACAAAACGAUGGGCAAUAGCUUGGAGUUUUGAUGACUGGAGGCCAAGUUUCAGUGUAGCUAGAGGUCUACAGAAAGUUCAGAAAUCGUCUCUACCAUUUCCACCCGAAUUUUAUUUUUUGUCAACAAAUGAUAAAUUUACGGUAGGGGAGCGAGUCAACGAGAUUUUAUCAAAGCUAUGUCUUGAUUGGCAAUGGGAUACCCAGAUACUAGCUGGCAUUGGGUUCAGCGAUAAGGAUGUUUGGUCGAGAGCCGCUCGAAGACAAAAUAAAUCAUCCGUUAUAAUUAUCUCAAAUAGAGACGAGAAGGCUUUUGGUUUCAAGAUUCAAGUACAGGAGGCUUCAAAGGAAGAGCUUUGCGCUAGAAUGACUAUUCGCUGGCUUAAGGGCCAUGAUAAAAUUUUAUUCGAGAGCUUCUGUGGUAUGAUGAAAAGAGAAUGUUCAAAGUAA
Blumeria graminis f. sp. triticale is the source of this 1278-nucleotide messenger RNA. Lineage: Eukaryota; Fungi; Ascomycota; Leotiomycetes; Helotiales; Erysiphaceae. The record is from the annotation of a GenBank genome assembly.